This is a messenger RNA of Drosophila teissieri, 1622 nucleotides long. Its product is annotated as mucin-2. The transcript has 4 exons. The record is from RefSeq and is a predicted model, not a curated record. Gene Ontology annotation, cellular component: extracellular region. Bases 1 to 1542 code for a protein of 513 amino acids. Gene Ontology annotation, molecular function: chitin binding. Lineage: Eukaryota; Metazoa; Arthropoda; Insecta; Diptera; Drosophilidae.
AUGAAAUUUGCCAUAGUAAUUGCCUGUGCUGCCCUUUCGGUAGCCAGCAUCGAUGCCGCCAGUGUGCAGCCGGGCGUGAAGGCGAUCGACAACCAACUCUACCGCCGCUACGUGUGCGUUCAUAAGCCCGAUGGAUUCCGCGCUCUGGUCCCCGGAAGUUGCUCCCAGUACUACGAGUGUCAGUCUGGUGUGGCUCUCGUCAAUGUCUGCUCCCGCUUUUUCGAUGCUACGGUCCAGGGAUGUGUCAACUACAACACCGGCUGCAUUGAGUAUCAGAAUGCAUCGCCUGUAGGAGGCUCGAUAGCCGCAGCUCCGUGUGCCGAGGAAACUACAACCUGUGCACCAGAAACUACAACCACAACAACCUGUAAACCAGAAAUUACAACCACAACCACUUGUGCACCAGAAGUUACAACCACAACAACCUGUGCACCAGAAGUUACAACCACAACAACCUGUGCUCCAGUAAUUACAACUACAACAACCUGUGCACCUGAAAUUACAACCACAACAACCUGUGCACCUACAACCACAACAACCUGUGCUCCUGUAAUUACAACCACAACAACCUGUGCUCCAGUAAUUACAACUACAACAACCUGUGCACCUGAAAGUACAACCACAACAACCUGUGCACCAGUAAUUACAACUACAACAACCUGUACACCAGAAAUAACUACUACAACAACCUGUACACCAAAAAUUACAACUACAACUACUUGUGCUCCAGAAAUUACAACCACAACAACCUGUGCUCCAGUAAUUACCACCACAACAACCUGUGCUCCAGUAAUUACAACCACAACAACCUGUGCACCAGAAAUUACAACCACAACAACCUGUGCUCCAGUAAUUACAACUACAACAACCUGUGCACCUGAAAGUACAACCACAACAACCUGUGCACCAGUAAUUACAACUACAACAACCUGUACACCAGAAAUAACUACUACAACAACCUGUACACCAAAAAUUACAACUACAACUACUUGUGCUCCAGAAAUUACAACCACAACAACCUGUGCUCCAGUAAUUACAACUACAACAACCUGUGCACCAGAAAUUACAACCACAACAACCUGUGCUCCAGUAAUUACAACUACAACAACCUGUGCUCCAGAAAUUUCAACCACGACAGCCUGUGCCCCAGAAGUUACAACCACGACAGCCUGUGCACCAGAAGUUACAACCACGACCUGUUCACCAGGUGAGGCAGCAAAGGCCGGUUCUUCGAAGGCCAGGCCAACAGCUGUGAAAGUGCGACCAGCGAGACCCGUGCGCCCUGCCGUUCGUCCCGCUUUGGAAAUCGAUCAGGUGUCGGCUCCUCAAGCGCAAGAGCUCAGCAUGUCCACCUAUACUAAGUACGUGUGCCGCAACAAGCCCGACGGCUUCAUGUUGGCUUCCCUGAAGAGCUGCUCCGACUACUAUAUCUGCCGGUAUGGAAAGCCAUUGUUGGUGAGCUGCGGCGAUAAGUACUUCAACGGUCUGAAGGGCAUUUGCGAUCUGCCAGAGAACACGCGUUGCGUGCAGCCCCAAGCAUAAAACUUCAUGAUGACUUCCUGAUUGAAAUCACCUACGAAAUAGCCUCGAAAAGCACUAACUGACCCCCACCUUGAAAUUUG